Molecule: messenger RNA, 1428 nt
Organism: Durusdinium trenchii
Lineage: Eukaryota; Dinophyceae; Suessiales; Symbiodiniaceae
Source: the annotation of a GenBank genome assembly
AUCGACACUGCUUUGUGCAGAGCAAGUGCUGGAUGCAACCUGGACAUAUGCGCUGGUCCAGCGUUUGGGUGUGCGGCCUCAUCGCCACAUGGUGUACCUUCGAGAGGUGGUCACGCGCGGCGCCCGAGGCGUUCGCAGCCGUGCGGCGGCCAAGGCGACAGCCCCUUGCAGCCCGCCUCGCUGGAGUGCCUUUGGGAGGAAUUGAGCCAAGAGCUUUGAUACUGGACUGCGACGGUGUUAUUGCAGAUUCAGAAUAUUUGCACCGGGAUGCCUACAACCAGGUGUUUGCUGAAUUUGGCGUAGACACUUAUUGGUCCAAAGAGUACUACGACGAGCUCCAAAACAAGAUUGGCGGAGGCAAGCCCAAAAUGAGAUAUCAUUUUGGCAUCCAGGGGUGGCCGGCAUCGAAGCUUGGUCCGGCACCCGAAGACGAAGCAGCGCAGACUCAUUUGAUAGAUGCAUUGCAGGAUCGCAAGACUGAAAUCUACCAGAGCUACGUCGCGGAGGGUCGUUCAUCGGCUCGGCCUGGCAUUGUGGAGCUCAUUGACAUCAGCCUGUCCAGAUCCGACCUGAAGACUGCCAUUUGCUCAGCUGGGACUCGAGAAGCAGCCCAACAGGUGUUGAUGGCCGUCCUUGGGGAGGAUCGUUUGUCACGUUUUGACUUGAUCCUUUUGGGCGAUGACGUCAGCAGGAAGAAGCCUGACCCAUUGAUCUACAGACUAGCCUCUGAGCGCCUGGGCGUGUCAAUUGAGAAUUGCGCAGUGGUAGAAGAUUCAAAGAUUGGUUUGCAAGCUGCCUUGGCUGCGCGCUCAGGAAUUGUGAUGUUUUGCGUCAUGGCGCUAGCUAGGCUUCAUUUUUUUGACAAACGAAAGAGGCAGCUGGCAUGAAGUGCUACAUCACCUACACAGAAUCAACACAAGGUGUGCUUCGUGGACAAGAUUCCUUGUGGAAUUGUAGUUGUUGCCUCCUCGUUCUUGCUGUUUGAUGAUUGUCGGCCAUUUCUUCAAGGACAGGAGUUUGGUGGUGCUGCUGGGGUGGUUGCUGAUGCAACGAAACUGGACUUGGACGACAUAUUUCCUUCCAGUUCAUUUGCAGAUCCCUAGAUUCAAAAGUUGAUUGACCUCGAGAGCCUGCGCCCACCAUGUUGCCAGCUGCUGUGCAAAUAAGUAGGCACCAGGUAGAACAAGACUGAGGAUAUUUGAUAUCUAUAUAAUAUCUACGUGAGUAGCAGCUGAGUAGCACUGCUCGGCUAAAGAUGCAGCAAGGCACGCCUCCUGAUGCUGAGUGUUGAAACCUGCUUCAUCAAGAGAUAUCAAGAGUGUUGACAACAAAGGUCUACAGAAAUCAGGAGAUAUAUAUAUAUAUAUCAGAGUUGUUUCUGCCGCUGACUUCUUCAGGUUCUGGCAGGAUUCUUAAUUGCAUCUUAGG